Messenger RNA from Penicillium canescens, 1503 nucleotides. Its product is annotated as MFS transporter. NCBI's taxonomy places the organism in Eukaryota, Fungi, Ascomycota, Eurotiomycetes, Eurotiales, Aspergillaceae. The record is from RefSeq and is a predicted model, not a curated record. Gene Ontology annotation, molecular function: spermine transmembrane transporter activity; spermidine transmembrane transporter activity. The transcript has 4 exons. The coding region runs from base 1 to 1503 and encodes 500 amino acids. Gene Ontology annotation, biological process: spermine transport; transmembrane transport; spermidine transport.
AUGGCUCGUCUCGAUAUCCAACAGCACAAUAACAGCAACCGUUGGGGGGGAACCCAGUCGAGGGAAGUUGCAACCCGUGAACCCGAAGCUGUACUCGGCGAGGAGGACGCGCUAUGUGGCCAAGAGACUUGGAAGUGGGACGCCGAUCCAAACAACCCCUACAACUGGCCGACAAAAUGGAAGGUCCAACAGGUCCUGAUGAUUGCCUCGGCGGCAUUCACGACCUCACUUGGCGUGUCCAUAUUGUCACCAGCUCAUUCACAAUUUAUAGAAGAGUUUGGAGUCGGCAGCACGGUCGCAAUACUUCCUUUGUCGCUGUACGUGUUCGCGCUAGCGCUAGGACCGGUAGUGGGAGGACCGUUGUCUGAGACAUUUGGUAGGUAUCCAAUUUAUAUCGGGUCCGCGAUUCUUGGAAGUGCAUUCACACUCGGUGUUGGUCUCAGUAACACAUUUACUGCAGUCUGUGUUUUGCGGUUUUUCGCUGGCCUUUGCUUCGCGACUCCUUUGGCCAUCGCUGCUGGAACCAUCAACGAAACCUUCAGGCCCGCCUCUCGGGCUAUCCCAUCAACUAUAUUUAUCCUGACUCCUUUCCUGGGCCCCGGAAUUGGACCUGUCAUUGGUAGUUUCUUGGUCAAUCGAAAGGGCUGGCGCUGGACCCAGUGGACGAUGCUGCUUUUUGCCAUGUGUACCAUUAUCACAACAUUCAUUGCUCGAGAGACGUUCCAUCCAGUGAUCAAGUUCCGGCGCUCCAAGGAACUUGGCUUGUCUUUUCCCCGAGCACCGCUUUCUACAAAACUACGAGGUUUUGUCACUGUCUCGCUUCUGCGUCCAGUUCAGAUGGUUCUUACUGAACCCAUUGUUGCAUUAAUUUGCCUCUAUGUGGCGUGUGAAUUCGCAACGCUCUUUUCAUUCUUUGCUGCGUUUCCCCUUGUCUUUCAGGGCAUUUACGGGUUUGGGAUCGAGGCUUCUGGUCUUGUAUUUUUAUCCAUAGUUGUCGGAUGCUUUCUGGGUGCUAUCACUGUGUUGUUAUGCGACAUAUUUAUCUACCGUCGAAAGGCGGCAAGUUAUCAGGGAAGACGGGUUCCACCAGAACAUCGGCUCUACCCAUCAUUAAUUGGCAGUAUCGGGCUACCCAUCAGCCUGUUCUGGUUUGGCUGGACUUCACGCGCUGAUGUUUCGUGGGCGAGUCCGGUGACUGCCAUUGCGCUAUUCGGCUGGGGCAAUAUCUGUGUCUUUGUUAGUACAGCCCAGUAUAUUGUCGACACCUACCAUGGCUCGAUAGUGGCGAGCGCGAUGAGUGCAAACAGCCUAGCUAGGUAUGGCUUUGCAGCUGCGUUCCCCCUCUUCACAGUUCAGAUGUAUACGAAGCUUGGGAUUGCGUGGGCCUCGAGCGUACUCGGGUUUAUUGCUGUCCUGCUGUUGCCUGUUCCUUGGGUUUUCAUCAUAGGUGGUGAACGCUUGAGAGCGCUAAGCAGAUUUGACACGGUGGAAAUGCAAGAGUAA